AUGAAAAUAUCAGCCUUUUACAAGAGCAGUAAUCCAUUCCCUCUUAAUGCUGAACUGAGGGUCACAGUCUCUGAGGACAGUGAUGACCAAGCUGGGCGCUUGGUGUUGCGCAGCGGCUCUACUGCGAGCUCUCAGACUACAAAGGCCUCCACGCCCUUGCAAGACUUUUGCCUUUCCAAGCAGCACUAUAGGCUCUACCAGAAAAAGUACUCCUUGAAGAUAGCCACAGACCUGAGGUUCUCCAAGGAAGUUGUGAAGCACAGAGGACUGCAAAGCCUGCACUAUAAAGAGUGUGAUUUCAAGGAUCUCUACAGUACUUCUGACAUCAUCCAAAAGCCAAAAAGGAAAGAACCCACGGCUAAGAAAGUAGGGCAACAACCAUUCAAGCUUUGCCCUCUGAAGCAACCACCUUGCCAUAUGAAAUUGGAUUUUUCCCCACCUAAGGACACCAGGAUUAAAGUCCCCAUGGAAAAGAGACUGCAGAGCACCAAACUGGACAGCUCACUCAGAGAGUCAUCUCUGCCGCCUAUUACUCCUUCUCUUCCUUGUGAAUCUCCUGCCUCACAGACAUUCCUGACAGAAUCCUAUGAAAUGUUAUCAUCCUCCAUGACCAGAAGACAGGCAAAGAGAGUACCCAUGGAUAACAUCCAAGAAUCAAAGAGCGAGGCCCGGGGAUGGGAGCAAAUGCUAUUGGAGAAGCUGAAUAGGUCCACAGCUCAGUGGAUUGUGAAUCAGCAGACUGCCUGGGGUGGUUGGAUUCAGAAUGUCCAUGGCUUCAAGAAACAAAAGUUUGACUGGAACAGAAUCAGGGAUGAACUCUCUUCUGAAAGCGAGUUGAGAUUAUUGGAUUCAAUUCAAGCAGAAGAAGAUGCCGUGGAAGUCAGUCCCCAGAGCCAUGUGGAGAAGAAACCAGAGACACUGCUUCCAGUUUAUUACAGGGUACCUGCUUACUGCCCGAGGGUGCUUUGGACAGAUGACCCAGUUGGUACUAACAGUAUAGCUCAUAUAAUAGGAAAGAAGUGUCUUAGACCAGCAUCAUCUUUGAAGAACCGGGAACGGCUGAACUCCCGUGUUGGGAAAUACUCCUACUCCACUAAGAACGCCUUUGAGCAGGAGCUCUACUUUGGGACAGUCAAGAUUGUCCAUCAGGUAGCUGAGAGGGGAAAGGAUCAUUUCAUCCUGGAGAAUCACGAUGAGUACCACAAACACCUCCAGCAGCACUUCCCGAGACCUCCAGAGCACUGGAGUUUCAAGCCACAGAAAGGGGCAGCUCGGAGGCCUGUGAGGGGAGCCUUCCGUUGGAUUGCUCUGCCUACCCUUGCUGAUGACUUUGCACAAAAGGGCCAGGAGUCAUCUCCUGCAAAGGCCAGGAGAGGGAGAAAUGAGCACAUGGAACCUAAAGAAGUCCUGCCUCAGCAUGUACAUAUCCUCAGAACUAUGCUGGAGCAGUGGAAGAACGCCUGGAAGCUGACUCCCCGGUGGCAGAAUGCAACUAUUGAAGGCUUAAUGAGGGCCCUUACAGAUAUACAUGAUGUCAUUCGGGUCACAGCUCUAAUAACCUGUGCCACUGCAGUGUUGGAGCGACCCAGACUAGACAGUGACAGUCAGGAGUCAGGACUACAUGGCAUUGGAAAGGCCCCAGUUAUUCAGGAUGUGCCUGUGGAACUACAGCCUUUGCUUAGAAAGACUCUGAGGGAUGAGAAUGCCCAUGUGAGAAUGGCAGCUGCCGUGUGCCACUACACCAUAGGGAUGUGGAACGAUGAGGCACAAAUGAUCAUGAAGGAAGCUCUGGUACAUGGUAAUUCUGAAGACAGCUGGGCAGCAGCACAGUGCCUAGCAUUGGAGGGCAUUGCCACUUUCCCUGUAGUAAAAAAGAUCCUUUCCCAGAUGUUUGAUAAGAACGAUGGCACCACAGAGGAGCAAGCGUGUCUUCUAUUAACUCAGCUCAGCGAACGCUCGAGCCUGGUUUACUCCCUCCUGGCAGCCAAACUGAACAGCUGUCAGUGGAAAGAUCGGAUUUUGGCUUGCAGAGCGCUCUCUCGUAUCCGUGGGUAUGUAAGCCAGGACCUGAAGAACAAGCUUGCACAGCUGAUGUGGAACGACUGGAACUUGGAGGUGCGCCAGGCAGCUGCCCUGGCACUGGGGCAGAUGAAGCUUGGGAAAGAAGUCCACGACCAGCUCAGGGUGAAGCUGAACAGAGGUGAUUGCCGGAUGAAGGUGGAAGCUCUCUCGUUGAUUGGCUGGCUACGGCUUAUGACAGCGAAGUUGCUCCCGGGCUUCCUUCAGUGCUUCUCCAAUGACUUUGUUGCAGUCCGAAGAGAAGCUUGCCUUACAGCUGGCGCACUCAGGAUCAAAGAUGAAAUGGUGCUAACGUGCCUCUUUAAGAUGAUGCAGACUGACCCGCAUUGGAAAAUCAAGGCUUUUGCCAUCAGAGCACUGGGCCAAAUAGGCCAUGUGACCCCCCAGCUGAAACAUCAUCUUCUUUGGGCUGUUCAUCAUGAGGAGGAACCUGGAGUACGAAGAGAGGCCUGUCGUAGCAUCAUCACCCUCCAGCUGCAGGAUGAAAGUGUUCAGGCCAUCUUAUUGGAGAGGUUGAUUCUGGAGCCAAAUGAGAUGGUCAGAGAGGAAAUGAAUAAAGCUGUGAAGGUUCUAAAUUUUCAACAUACAGAGGAACAGGAAAUGAUUCAGAAGAUCAAGAAUGAGAUUUCCAGGCUAAGCCAAAAGGACUUGGUGACACAGAAACUGCUGAAACUCGAAGAGAUUAUAGGCCAUCUGUGGCAGGAAGCCAAUCGAAUCUAUCAUGCAAAGGAGCAUAGCGCUGCCCACAAGGAUAUACUGGAGAACCUCAUAGCUGUCCUUGGAUCCACCUUCUCUGGUCAAAGCUGUUCCACCAGGAUGGAUUCUCAGAUCUGGACCCCCGAUUCAAAUUUACCAUCAUUUGUGAAAAUCUCUUCAAGGCCCUGGACACAAGAAGCCAUCUUAUCAACACUGGGAAAUCACCACAGUGAUGUGUCAUCAUGUAUGAAUAAAUGGUCAAACCCUAUGGAAAGGGGGCACUCAUCAGGAUCACUUUGCAGGGAGAAGAAUCCAUCCGACCUCUUUGGCCCAUGA
Messenger RNA from Emys orbicularis (European pond turtle), 3111 nucleotides. RefSeq names its product HEAT repeat containing 4 (gene HEATR4). The record is from RefSeq and is a predicted model, not a curated record. Gene Ontology annotation, molecular function: oxidoreductase activity. The transcript has 16 exons. Lineage: Eukaryota; Metazoa; Chordata; Testudines; Emydidae. Bases 1 to 3111 code for a protein of 1036 amino acids.